UUCCCUCUCUGUAAGGUUGUCGUAUGUUCCAAUACAAUAGUCGCCUACUCGGCUACGCCACUUGCAUACGCUAUUAACGUUGGCUGGAUCUGAGAAUGUAGAUGGGAAAAACGUUCUAAUUACAUUUUGGAGAAUACUAGGGCGACUCGACACUAUUUCAAGAUAGUCAACGGUGUACUGUUCUCACACGCGUAACACAAUGGAUCUCUCAUUUAUGGCUGCGCAGUCUGUAAUGGCGGGGGCCUUCAUGGACUCGUCACCCAACGAUGACUACAGCACGGACCACUCCCUCUUCAACUCCUCAGCCAGCGUCCACGCGGCCUCCAUGGCAGCCCAUGACCAGCCGGAGAGGGAGCCCAUGUCCCGCGACGCCAUCUGGCUUUGGAUUGCCAUCACCGCCACCAUUGGGAACAUUGUGGUUGUGGGAGUGGUGUACGCCUUCACUUUCUGAGUGGUGGGAGCCAUGAUAAAGUGUUGCCAGCAGGAGGAAGUUGCUGCACAAGAUAUUUGAACAUAAGCUCAGAAACUUGAGAGCGACAUAAUCUCAGAACUCCACAACAGCCAAUAACCGCUCUGAAAGGCUACACUGAUACAGAGGAGUGAAUGAUUAUUGCAUUGCAUUGACAUCUUGUCCAUGCUUUUGAAAGACAAGGGACAAAUACAAAUACAGAAUUGAAUAUGUGUAAUAUGUUGGUCAUUUUACUGCAGCCAAAGGUAAAAAUAUGAAAUAUUUUGUACAUAAGUUCUGUUGAUUUUACGUAAAAAUGUUAACAUUUCUGAUGAAGCUUUAAAUAUUGAACGGAUUCUAGAAAAUAGUAUACAGUGUUGUAUAGUCAACUCUGAAUAACCUCUGAGCUAAUUGGUCAAUUCUGAAAUCACCUAAAGGACGUACCAUAUUCCUACAAAACCUUUGUAACAUGCCAAUCGAAGCGUUUGGAGAUCAUUGUAUGGAAAGUAACACUGAUAUGUUUUUAUCUUCAAAGCAUUAUCUUCAAAGCAUUACUCCACAGAGGUCACUGUAUUCUAAAGACAUCUGCCCAAAGUUAGGAGUUUAUGACAAACAUUCUAGAAACAGAAUGCCUAAUGAUCUUAGAUUUAUUUACUUACCCCAUGAAAAUAUAGUUCACCUGACACUAUCGGUUUUGGAUCAAGUAAAUCUAGUUCUCCCUUUUCUUCCUAAGUGAGCUUUGAGUGCUGAAUAGACAAUCCUUUCCGAGCAAAUUCAUAUCAAAUAAAGUAUGGGUACACUAAAACUAUUUCCCUUAAACACCCCUAUUAGACCUCAAAUCCACAUGAACGGGAUGUACGAUUUACAGAACUUGAUGUUCACUGUGACCGCUUGUUAUUUUUGUUUCCAUUCUGUAUAGCAAUCCACUUUUCACAGAUAUUCACAUGUGGAAACCAGAUUUAUCACGCUUAGAACUCACUUGGAUCCAAGCCUCUUGAUGUGACUUCUGUAACCAUAACCAUUUUUAUGUCGGUCUGAAUGUAUAUUUGGAUAUAAGAUUAUCUUUCUCCCUCGUUAUAGUUGCUCAACACAUUGUAACCCAAACUGCAUUCCAAGCCAAAUACUCAACAAAAGUAUAAACGCAACAUGUAAAGUGUUGGUCCCAUGUUUCAUUUGUUGAAAUAAAAGAUUCCAGAAAUGUUCCAUAUACA
Molecule: messenger RNA, 1659 nt
Organism: Oncorhynchus masou masou (cherry salmon)
Lineage: Eukaryota; Metazoa; Chordata; Actinopteri; Salmoniformes; Salmonidae
Exons: 2
Coding region: 200-451 (83 amino acids)
Source: RefSeq, a predicted model, not a curated record